GACAGCUUUGUCUGUGGAAUUCUGGGAAAUCAGAGAGGCGGGCAGAGGAGGUGAGUUUCAGAUGAACUGGUGGACUCAGGGAACCUCGAGGCCCACGUGGGACAGGAAUGGCACCACCUCCCGGGCACAGUCUCCUUCUGAUCAGCACGCUGGGCAUCUUAGCCCUCAAAUGCCUCUCACGAGGCCAGCACAACAGCACCCUGAUCUUCACCAAGGAAAACACCAUCCGGAACUGCAGCUGCCCCACGGACAUCCGGGACUGUGACUACAGCCUGGCCAGCCUCCUGUGCAGCUGCGACACCGCCCUGCCCGCUGCCGCGGAGCCCACCAGCUACAGUGGGCGUCUCACCAUCUGGUUCACCGACUCCUCUGCGCUGGGCCUCCUGCUGAACUUCACGCGGGUCCCAGACCUGAAGCUCUCCCUGUGCGGCGCAAGCACCCUGCCCACCAAAUACCUGACCAUCUGUGGUCUGCAGAGGCUUCACAUCAGCAGCCAGGCCAAGCGCUCAGCACCAGAGCAGAGCCUGGUCCUCCACGAGGAGCCUGGAUUGAAGCCCACGUCACCCCCGGGCUGGCAUCCAUGUGCCUAUGUCUCAUUCCUAGACAUGGCCCUUUUCAACAGGGAGUCCUCCCUGAAGUCAUACAGUAUCCAAAACGUUGCCAACAUCACCAGUAACUUUCCCUACUUCCCUGACAUUAGAGCCUUCCCGAGUCUAAGCAACGAAAGCUACAUUGUAACAUUCAUUUACUAACAUGUUACUGUGUCCGACCACCGGGAACUCUGGCCCACUGUGGAUAAUGUGAAGAAGGGAUCUGGGAAUAAGUUCAUGGGUGUCUCUACCCACAGCCUCCCUUCUCCCCGAGCCCACUCACAGCAGAGCCACACAUGCAAGUAACCAGC
This is a messenger RNA of Miniopterus natalensis, 901 nucleotides long. RefSeq names its product exosomal polycystin 1 interacting protein (gene EPCIP). The record is from RefSeq and is a predicted model, not a curated record. Lineage: Eukaryota; Metazoa; Chordata; Mammalia; Chiroptera; Miniopteridae.